Molecule: messenger RNA, 534 nt
Organism: Pleurotus ostreatus (oyster mushroom)
Lineage: Eukaryota; Fungi; Basidiomycota; Agaricomycetes; Agaricales; Pleurotaceae
Exons: 3
Coding region: 1-534 (177 amino acids)
Biological process (GO): endocytosis; peptidyl-serine phosphorylation; signal transduction
Cellular component (GO): nucleus; cytoplasm
Molecular function (GO): ATP binding; protein serine/threonine kinase activity
Source: RefSeq, a predicted model, not a curated record
AUGGUUGUUACGAUGUCAUCGCACACACAUGCCAAAGGUGUAUUCCAUGGUGAUAUUCACCCAGGCAACAUCCUACUGACCUCGACCGGCCCAAAAAUGAUUGAUUUUGGUUCAUCCCGUUUCAUGGAGAAUACCGGCAAAACCGCCUUUAACUACAGUGAUACCUACGACUACUCUCUUUAUUUCGCUGGUGCGAGGCGCCUUGCUUCUAGUACCCCCACCGACUGUGAUGACAUCACAAGUUUCUCCCACAUGGUCGUGUACAUCGCCCGUGGACUUCGGAUGCCUUGGGACCAGAGGUUCUGGGAGAUCACAGGGAGGGAUCUCAGCCUGGAUAUGACACUAUCUGAGCUCAUCGCGAUGAAGAAUAGUUUCUCGUCCUCAGAGCUAUGCGAAGGCCUUCCAAGCCUCUUUGAAUCCUUCCUUGCUGCAGCCCUCGGAAGCACCACAAUGAACUACGACUACAACCAUUGGUGGAACGAGUUCAACAAGUUCGCUGGGAAUAGAACCUGGUCCCGUCCUGAAAGUUCUUGA